This is a messenger RNA of Theileria equi strain WA, 1852 nucleotides long. RefSeq names its product RAB GDP-dissociation inhibitor family member protein. Gene Ontology annotation, biological process: vesicle-mediated transport; protein geranylgeranylation; small GTPase-mediated signal transduction. The record is from RefSeq and is a predicted model, not a curated record. The transcript has a single exon. Lineage: Eukaryota; Apicomplexa; Aconoidasida; Piroplasmida; Theileriidae. Gene Ontology annotation, molecular function: GDP-dissociation inhibitor activity. Gene Ontology annotation, cellular component: nucleus; Rab-protein geranylgeranyltransferase complex; cytoplasm. Bases 1 to 1734 code for a protein of 577 amino acids.
AUGAAAGAGCUAGAGUUUGAUACAGUCGUAUAUGGGACCGGAAUUACAGCCUCUCUCAUUGCUGCAAGUCUGACCAGAAAUGGAUUUCGUGUACUACAAGUUGACUUUCAUUCGUCCUACGGCGGAGAUUAUCGCACAUUUACCUUUAAGCAGAUUAUUAGUGAGCAGGAUGUUGUAAAAUUGCCAGAAGAUUCUCAGGGUAUCUCUGAGGAAGGAGAACAAUCUCCAGCUUCACAACAACUUGUGGACCAACUAGGUAAGAAUAACCCUUUGUAUGAGCACAAGGUAUUCUACCAGGUGAGCCCAUUCUCUGAUAAUGUAGAUUCUACACACGAAUCUCUACUUAGAGAGAGUAGUAGGUAUGCCAUUGAUUUAUGGCCGAAAUUCAUCUACUCUAAAAGUGCAGCAGUGGAACUAUUUUUGAGGUCUAGCUCCGAUACUUAUCUCCGUUUUUGCAGCAACUCUGGACCAAUUUUAAUAGGUAGAGAGGGAGAACCUGAACUAAAUGAAGUUUGCAAUAGUAAAGGCUCCAUUUUUAGGAGUAAAUACCUGGAACCCAUGGAGAAGAGGAUCUUGAUGAAAUUUAUCAACGAGCUCUCUGACCUUGUAAACACCAAAGUUUUUAGUUCAGAUUCGUUAAAGCGUGUGGAUUUUGAAGUUGAUAGUCAGGGGAGUCGAUUCCAGGGUUUGGAGGAAGACGGUACAGAACUAUGGGUCGAUUUCUUACGCAGAAAAAACUUUACCGAAAAGAUGAUUGAGUUGACAAGUCACGGCAUAUGUCUGGGAGGUAAUGAAUACAAAGAAUGGACUAAGACUGAUGGCCUCAAGAGAUUGCUAAAAUAUGUAGAAUCUAUCGGAGUUUUUGGUGACUUGGGAGGAUGCCUUUUAUACACUCUCUAUGGGACCUCUGAUAUCGUACACGCACUCUGCAGAUUAUCUGCAGUGCAUGGUUGUACUUUUAUGCUCAAUACAUUUGUAGAAAGUGUACACACAAAUGAGGGUAAAGUAUCUGGCAUCACACUGAGCAACUCUAUAUUUGUCAAAACAAAGAUGCUUAUUUCAGAAUAUCUAAUUCCGGGCCAUUUUGUGGAGCAUGCACAAGUGUUGGAACAUUUACAUGUCAUUUCCUUCGUCACAAAGACCCCUCUAUUCGAGGGCCCAAAUAUAGCAGUACUCGUGCCAAGGUCUGAAAAUGACGAACCAAUACAUGUUAUCCAAACAGAUUUGGAUAGUGGCACCGCUCCAAAGGGCGCAUAUGUACUACACCUAAUGACAGUAGACAAGGCCCCGCCAUCGCACUUGACCUCAUUCAACGAUACGACCGGUGUUGCAGCUCGAUUAAUUGAUGCAUACAAAUCGCUACCAGUGGAAAUAGAAUCGACGGCACUAGCGCUCUACACUACACACAAACUGGGUGAUGCCCGAGACAAGAUUGCACAAAUAGAUGCACACCAAGGAUUCCUCGGAGAAAAGGACAAGGAGACCAACGACACCGAUAAGGUCGGAUUCAUACAGAUACCACCACCCAAGGGAAGACCAGCGGUUCUGCUCCUGGAAGAAGUAUCGUUGGCUCAUUACAUUUGCGCACGACUGCUGGGAAAGGAGGUGAAUAACCUGGACCUAUACGAUAGGAUAGACCUGGAUAAGUUCCUGGACUUUGAAAAGGCAGAAGAAGAGGUGGAAUCGAGUCCUUUUGACAAGCUGGAUGAGAUUAUAGAAAAAUUUUCGAGCUAGUGACCUUAAUCGCAAAAUUUAAACCCUCUGGGACUAGCCCACAUCAAGUUAUAUUUCAUACACGACAUUAGCGUAAAUUUAACUUGUGAAAGUGGUCGAUAGAGCAGGAAGGAAGAGA